Molecule: messenger RNA, 881 nt
Organism: Drosophila sechellia
Lineage: Eukaryota; Metazoa; Arthropoda; Insecta; Diptera; Drosophilidae
Exons: 3
Coding region: 47-271 (74 amino acids)
Source: RefSeq, a predicted model, not a curated record
AGUGCUGGAAUAACUAUUCAACGGAACAGUAAAGUUUUUAUAGACAAUGACCGGCAGUGAGAACUUUACAGCGCCAGGAGUGUCCCAGGAAGAACAAGCUCAUAACAAUCUGAUGAUGGUGGUGGCCACCUUGACUUGGCUGAUGCUCAGCUGCUUAACGCUCCUCAUUUACUGCUGCAAUUACUGGCAAAUCUUGAGGCCCCAUUCGAGACCAAGAAACCAAGAGGCAUCCGAGGCGCAGCAGAGCACGCUGCUAUCAGUGGAAGAUUAGCCGGGAAAUGCAAGGAAACUCAUAUCAAAGCACGAAGGAUAGAGGACAGAACAACAGGACAACACAACAGCUGUCGGCCAUCAUUCUUGGUCCUUGACAUUGGCCAUAUGCCUCUGUGCAGCAGCUUUCAUUUCCAUUUUCCAUUUCCGUUUCCGCUAAGUUAAUUCCACACGACAACAGAGAAACAAAAAAUGAAACCCUACAGAAACGGAAAAUUCCAUGUGUUGCUAUUUCCCUUCUCCAUUCGCGUGUCUCCCUCUGCGCUUCUGGCCGCUUAGCUCUCCUUUGCCAAAAAAUAUUUUAUUUCCCUCGGCUGCCAGGCAACCGAAACAGGCAACAAAAAGCGGGGCCAGCCGUCCUGAGAUAUUUGCAGCCCGAGUUUUCAUUUCUUUGGCUGGAAAAGUGAAAAGCAUCUUUUAUGCAAAUUUAGCAGGAGAGUGGAAAGCGGUGGGCGUUCCGGCAGACGGGCGUGGCAGGCCGGAGCCAACAUGACUUCCGCUCCUUAACUGGCUUAAUGCUGCUCGGGCACAGAGAAAAGAGUUCAACAAAGGUAAUGUCUAAAAGGAAUCUCGAAAAUGCUGAAACAUUAUUAGAUUAAAGCUGAGCAAAG